AGAAAGGUAGUUGCUAUCGGACCGCCGUUGCUGUCGCCCGUGUACGGCUUUCUCGUGUGUGUUACAAUCGACAAAAGAGACCGCCUACGAUUUUCCCGAAAAAACCUACCCUCUACCGAUUUUCCUCGCGCAUAACGAUCGCAUCGACCGGCUUUGGAGGACGAGCUGCUCGCGAGGAAGUGGAUAACGCGGCCAAAAUCUUGAGUGGGGUAAAAGAGCGAGUCGAGAAGAGAAAAUCAUGCUGCCGAGCGCGGAAGAGUCGCUGCGAGCCGAGACGAAAAAUCGGAUCACUCGGUGAGCUCGACGCCGAGGAUAUUGUACUCGCACCUGACUCUCGCGGACUUUGACCUCGACUCGUGUGUAAAAAGAAAAACCGCGCGCGCGCGCGCGCGUGUGUAUGCGUGUGUGUGUGAUUUCGUGGUGCAGAAAUAAUGCUUCGACUGGCGACUCACACAAGACGAGUGACGCUUUAAAAUAGAAAGGUCCGGAACAUUUCGAAGAAAGUGCGGUGCAGUGUGUGUGUGCGUGUGUGUGCGUGUGUGUGCAGUCGUCGAUUUUCGUCCAUCCGAAAGAGAAAACGCUUCUGCGCGCAAGACACGUCGUUUUAUGGAGGAGCCGAGUUUUAGAAGGAGCCUCGUCAGAUGCGAGGGACGAUCAUCGCCGUAGAAUCGGCAAAGUGUGCCGCCGCCGUCGAAUUUGUUGAUGUCGCGGCGCUCGGCGAUGACUCUCUCGACGAUCGUCGCUCUUGCGGCGGCUACUUUCCUUCUGGGAGCCGUAGACUGUCAAUUGAGCGAUAACACACCGCCCACCGUCUACUUGAAUCGCAACUGGGUAUUGAAGGAAACCGACCCGGUGGGCUACGUGGUGGAACGUGUCCGAGCCGAGGAUAACGACCAGGGCGAGCUGAUCUACGGCCUUGAGCCGAGUACUCUGAAUUACAAUGGCAACGCGGAACCUCAGAGACCGCUACCCUUUGCCAUCAACAGUACCACCGGGGUCAUCUACCUGAACGAGACUCUCAAAGGACGGGGAGGACAGCACAUGUCGCUGUACGUCACAGUUUCUAAUGGUAUUGUACCAGCCAAAGCGGAAGUCUACGUGAAUAUUCAGAGAGCCGCAGGUUCUAAAACGGGACCGACGAGGUCGCCGUUCUCGAACCAACCAGGCAACGGAGGUCUGAUCCGACCACCGAUUCUGCGUCUCCCAUCUCUGACGAUACCACCAUCCUCCAGUCAGUCCCAGCCACAGCAGCCGCCGAGUCGAACUCGACUCAAACCCGAGUUCGCUAGUUCGAGUCCAGGUACCAGCACGAGCUUGGAUGACCGGCGCGACGAUGCCGCUAACGAUCUCGAGGCUCCGGCCCUCAGCUCGAAAGUCGAGCCGAGCGAGGCACCACCAAGUCAGGACAUCACCAUGACCCUCGUGCCCAUAGCCGCGGUUUGCGCUCUUGUGUUCGGUCUUGGAAUGGGUGUCUGGUCGCUGAGGAAACGCAUCUGCGCCAGCAGGAAGUCCAAAGAGCAGAACAAGGAACAUGCUUCUGUGAGCGUCUCGACCAUAUCGAACGACCCGUCGCUGGACCUGAAACGCUGGAGGAGUCCUAAGGUCGCGAACAAUCGUUACGAGGUCUGGGACAAGGAAGCCAAACCUGGUGCGCGUAUCAAGCGGGACGACAAGUGGGAGUUCCCUAGACACAGGCUAAAGGUGUUCAACAUACUCGGCGAGGGCUGCUUCGGCCAGGUCUGGAAGUGCGAAGCCCUCGAAAUAAACGCGACUCCAGGCACGACGAUCGUCGCUGUAAAGACCCUGAAGGAGAACGCCACGGAGCGCGAGAGGCUCGACUUGGCCCAGGAGCUCAAAGUGAUGAAGAGCCUCGAGCCACACCCUAAUGUAGUGCGACUACUCGGCUGCUGCACCGAGCGCGAGCCCAUGUUCGUCAUCCUCGAGUACGUCAGCGGUGGUAAGUUGCAGAGCUUCCUCAGGGCGUCCAGGGAGGAGCGAAAUCAAGGAGGACCCGGACUCACUUCUCGCGACCUUACUAGCUUCGUUUAUCAGGUCGCGAAGGGAAUGGAGUAUCUCGCUUCCAAAGGGGUGAUUCACAGAGACCUCGCAGCGCGAAACGUCCUGAUCGACGACAACCGCGUUUGCAAAGUCGCCGAUUUCGGCUUCGCUCGAGACGUGGCGGCCAAUCAAAUUUACGAGAGAAAAUCGGAAGGACGACUGCCCAUACGGUGGAUGGCCCCGGAGAGCUUGUACGACAAUAUAUUCUCGGUGAAGUCCGACAUUUGGAGCUUCGGAGUUCUGAUAUGGGAAAUCGUGACUCUCGGAUCGACGCCCUAUCCUGGACUUGCCGCCGCUGAGGUGAUGAGACGGAUCAAAGAAGGCUACAGACUAGACAGGCCGGAGCACUGCAAAAGGGAACUCUACAACAUAAUGUACUACUGCUGGGACAAAGAUCCCGCUUGCAGGCCAUCCUUCACCGAACUCGUCAACCUGGCCGAGGGACUGCUGCUCGACGAAACCGACUACAUCGAGCUCGAUCGCUUCCCCGAUCACUCUUAUUAUAAUGUGCUUAAUCUAAGCGGCGAAAAACUGUAAAUACGUAAAAUGACUAAAUCUUUGUGAAAGGUUUUAUAUAGUAUAGAGAACGCAAAGUCAUCCGUGUAGUUAUACUUAUGAGGUAAUUGAUAAAUUGAUUAAGUCAAAAUAAUUCCAAAUGUAAAAUUUAUGCGGCGUCGACGAUUACGAAUUUUAUAGAUAAAAUUACAAUAUGUAUUUUUGUUAGAGAUAAAAUAUUCAAGUUGUAAAUAUGUACAAUAGAAAUAUGAACGUCAAUAGCUCAACGUUAUUUAUAUUUCGUUACAAUAAUUUUAUACUCGGAAGCUUAUAUGAUAAAUUAUUAUAACGGUAUGCAAUAUUUUAUAAAAAUUAUGUAUUAAAUUUGUAGCCUUUUACAUACUUGUAAAAUAUAUCUGUAUUCCGAA
This is a messenger RNA of Nasonia vitripennis (jewel wasp), 2981 nucleotides long. RefSeq names its product tyrosine kinase receptor Cad96Ca (gene Cad96Ca). NCBI's taxonomy places the organism in Eukaryota, Metazoa, Arthropoda, Insecta, Hymenoptera, Pteromalidae. The record is from RefSeq and is a predicted model, not a curated record. The transcript has 8 exons. Gene Ontology annotation, cellular component: signaling receptor complex; membrane. Gene Ontology annotation, biological process: multicellular organism development; homophilic cell-cell adhesion; cell surface receptor protein tyrosine kinase signaling pathway. The coding region runs from base 703 to 2595 and encodes 630 amino acids. Gene Ontology annotation, molecular function: calcium ion binding; transmembrane receptor protein tyrosine kinase activity; ATP binding.